AUGCAAGACCGUUCGUUACUGACGGGUAGGUUUGCAGUGUAGACCCCGGAUUAAUGGCAAACCAACGCUCCGUCGAGUGCAUCCGCGUAAACUCAACAUGACGGAGCUCGGAUGUAAAUGGCGGCAGGUAGUGUCGUUGGAGCUAAUUAGGUCCUUUGGGUGUUGUUGCCAGUUGGAAGAGAAGCUGUGGCCAUAAUUAGCCCGCAUGAUCCAGAAGUUGGCAGACUAUCGAUAUGAGGUGAUAUCGUGACCUGGCGGGUUAAACUCCCGGCUAGGAGGGAUAAUCCUCUCAGAUUGGGGGUAAAAUAAAAAUAGAAGCAGACGACGGUUGUUAGCUGGCGUGACUGAAUUCUGCGGGUGACAGUAAACAGCUGCAGCGGCUGGACGAUGUGACGAGCUGGAUGACGCCAUGGGCUGGGCGGCUAAUUAGGCCGCCAGAAAUAGGACCAGAUGGGAUCAUGGAUGAGGUUUGUUCCGAGGGUGACGGAUGGCCCGACGGUCAGAUGAACGGUACCUAUCCGUACUGCGUAAGCAAGCAACUUAUGGAAGGGCAACGUAGCCAAGUACCUUCGCUCACCAGGCAAGAGCGUCCUGUUGGCGGGAGAUCACCAUCAUCGGCGGACCUUGCCCGACGUGCCUCCUCUAGACAGCAAACCUGCCGUGCGGCGGGCGGCGCGCCUGCCAGAUGCAUAAGGAAAGCACAAAAGCCAGAUUUUGGCUGGCAGAUGGUGGACAAGCAUCUGAGGAACGUGCCAUGCGUGCCUUCCGCUGCAGCGCCUCUUCUUCCCUACGAGGGCAAGAGCAAGAGCCAAGAGCCAAGAGGGGCAGAAAACAUGGAGCCAAGGUGCCUUAGCAUGCGAACCCCGCGAGAAGGUGCCCUGUCACUUGCCGCGCUCCUACCGCUCAUUGGCCAAAGCUCUGCCCCCACUCGACGGGCUAGCUGGGGAUCCCUGUCCAAUAUUCCUGCACGAUCUCCUCGCUUGCAGCAAACAAUAGCCAAUCCGGGGCCGUAG
This is a messenger RNA of Colletotrichum acutatum, 1013 nucleotides long. RefSeq lists its product as uncharacterized. The coding region runs from base 402 to 1013 and encodes 203 amino acids. NCBI's taxonomy places the organism in Eukaryota, Fungi, Ascomycota, Sordariomycetes, Glomerellales, Glomerellaceae. The transcript has 4 exons. The record is from RefSeq and is a predicted model, not a curated record.